This is a messenger RNA of Thrips palmi, 2428 nucleotides long. It is a transcript of the gene ND-75, whose product is annotated as NADH-ubiquinone oxidoreductase 75 kDa subunit, mitochondrial. Bases 158 to 2341 code for a protein of 727 amino acids. Gene Ontology annotation, molecular function: NADH dehydrogenase (ubiquinone) activity; iron-sulfur cluster binding. Gene Ontology annotation, biological process: ATP synthesis coupled electron transport. Lineage: Eukaryota; Metazoa; Arthropoda; Insecta; Thysanoptera; Thripidae. The record is from RefSeq and is a predicted model, not a curated record. The transcript has 14 exons. Gene Ontology annotation, cellular component: membrane.
AUCUGUUUGAAGUUUUAAAGGCUGUGGAUGGGCUGAGGGCCUACAACUUUUCUGCUGCAUUUUAACAAACCGAACCUACCUGCUGAACAGCAGGACUUUCGUCCAACGACAACAUUUAGAACAUAUCUCCAAAAAAACGUAAUUUUUAAAGGCCAGAAUGCUUCGAGCACCUUUACAUCGGGCCUUGAGCCUCCCCAAUCUACGGCAGUUAUCACCUGCAUUUAGAAAUCUCUCAACCACUUCAGCCCAGCUAGAGAAAAUUGAAGUUUUUGUUGAUGACAAGCCUGUUAUGGUUGAGCCUGGAACCACAGUGCUCCAGGCUGCAGCUAUGGUUGGAGUGGAAAUACCUCGCUUCUGUUAUCAUGAACGUUUGGCUGUUGCUGGAAAUUGUCGUAUGUGUUUGGUAGAAGUUGAAAAAUCACCGAAGCCUGUUGCUGCCUGUGCAAUGCCUGUAAUGAAAGGGUGGCGGAUUAAAACAAACUCUGACAUGACUAAGAAGGCCCGGGAAGGAGUUAUGGAGUUCCUGCUUGUGAACCACCCUCUUGACUGUCCAAUUUGUGAUCAAGGAGGUGAAUGUGACCUCCAAGACCAGAGUAUGGCUUUUGGCAGCGACAGAAGCCGUUUCACUGAUAUUCAAUUCGAUGGCAAAAGAGCUGUUGAAGACAAGGAUGUUGGUCCUCUUAUCAAAACUGUCAUGACUCGUUGCAUUCACUGUACUCGAUGCAUUCGUUUCGCAUCAGAAGUUGCUGGAGUUGAUGAUCUAGGAACAACUGGUCGUGGUUCUGAUAUGCAGGUGGGAACUUAUGUUGAAAAGAUGUUCCUUUCAGAACUUUCAGGUAAUGUCAUUGACCUGUGCCCUGUUGGAGCUCUUACAAACAAACCAUUUGCAUUCACUGCUCGUCCAUGGGAAACUCGCAAAACUGAAAGUGUUGAUGUACUCGAUGCUCUGGGAAGUAACAUUGUUGUAUCCACCCGCACUGGUGAGGUACUGCGCAUUCUUCCAAGACUCAAUGAGGAAAUCAAUGAAGAGUGGCUCUCUGAUAAGUCCAGAUUUGCAUGUGAUGGUCUCAAACGUCAGCGCCUGGUUGCUCCGAUGGUGAAGAAUGAAAAGGGAGAACUAGUAUCUUGUGAGUGGGAAGAUGCCCUCGUCAGUGUGGCCAAGGCUAUGCUGCGGGCAGGAGAACAAACUGCUGCUGUGGCUGGAGGUUUGGCUGAUGCAGAGUCUCUGGUAGCCCUGAAAGAUUUGUUGAACCGGCUUGGAGGUGAAGCAUUGUGCACUGAACACACAUUCCCUCAGGAUGGUUCUGGGACAGAUUUGCGUUCCAGUUACCUCCUCAACAAUAAGAUUGCAGGAAUUGAGGAAGCAGACCUUAUUCUUCUUAUUGGAACAAACCCUCGUUUUGAAGCUCCUUUGUUGAAUGCAAGGAUCCGCAAGACUUACAUUCAUAAGGAAUGUGAUGUGGCUCUCCUCGGUCCCAAGGUGGACCUGACCUAUGAUUAUGAGCAUCUUGGUGAUGAUACUGCCACAUUGAAGAAGCUUGCAUCUGGUCAGCAUCCCUUUAACAAAAAAUUGUCAGCUGCCAAGAAUCCCAUGAUAAUUUUGGGUGGCCAACAGUUCGGACGGCAGGAUGCUGCUGCAAUUCUAGCAGCUGUUCAGCAACUUUCACAGUCUCUGAGCUCAGCAUUGAACAACAAGGAAUGGAAAAUCCUCAAUAUUCUGCAACAAGUUGCUUCCCAAGUUGCUGCUCUUGAUAUUGGGUACAAACCAGGUGUAAGCGAAAUCCGUGAAAACCCACCCAAGGUAUUGUUCCUGCUGGGUGCCGAUGAAGGCACUAUCACUAGAGCUGAUCUUCCUAAGGACUGUUUUGUGGUCUAUAUAGGACACCAUGGAGACCAGGGAGCUUCAAUGGCUGAUGCCAUUUUGCCUGGUGCAACAUACACAGAGAAACAAGGCACUUUUGUUAACACCGAAGGCCGAACACAACAGACACAAGUAGCUGUCACCCCACCAGGAAUGGCACGAGUUGAUUGGAAAAUUAUCCGUGCACUGUCUGAAGUUGUUGGUACACCCCUUCCGUAUGAUGAUCUUAAUGCUGUAAGGCAAAGGCUUACUGAGGUUGCUCCUAACCUAACUCGUUAUGGCUCUGCUGAAGAUGCUAACUACUUUGCCCAGGCCACUGAAUUGUCCAAGUCGGUGAAGACUCAGUUAGCCUCUACUCCAUUGGAUGUUAAACUUAAAGAACUUCAAGAUUUCUUCAUGACUGACGCAAUCAGCAGAGCAUCACCCACUAUGGCUAAGUGUGUACAAGCUGUCUUGAAGCAAAAGAGUUCAAAAUAUUAGGUAGUUCUGCAUCAUAUUUUUUACUUAAAUCUUGAAGCAGGUCUUAAACUUUAGAGAUUUAUUGGAGAAUUGAAUUCUGUUCUUCAA